This is a messenger RNA of Cladocopium goreaui, 2481 nucleotides long. The record is from the annotation of a GenBank genome assembly. NCBI's taxonomy places the organism in Eukaryota, Dinophyceae, Suessiales, Symbiodiniaceae.
AUGGCGGCUGUGCCCGAAGAAGCUGAGAAGCGGCGUCUCUUUGCUGCUGCCAGGAAAGCAGCCAAGGAUUCCUUGGUCGAGAUCGACAUCCAGAAGCACUUCUGUGAUGUGGUGCGCUCCGGCCUUUUGAUGGAAGAGCUGGAGCAUGCUUUCAGUUUCACGCAAACCAAUUUGGAUGGGAAACAUGCCAAAGGAGAAGGCUGUCCCACCAGACCAGUUGCCGAUGUCAAGGGCAAGACUGGUAAAAUGACAGUCGGCGGGAGCUUGGGAUACCUGAAGCUCUCAAGUAGAGCUUGCGUCGCGGUGAAUCCAAAGAGGAUUGAGCUGGCAAUGCUUCAGUGGAACAAGAAGCCGAUCGAUUUGAAUCGAAUUCUGCGGACAAUUGAGAUCAAUGCGGACAAUGCAGUUUGGACCACAGAUGAGUACAAGGACAUGGUGGCGGCUGCAUGCCUGCCGUGCUAUUGGCUGAAAGACGAAGAGCACAUCAUCUACUGGCUCGCUGACUCCUUGACUGACGUGGUGUUUUGCCUGUCUCCUCAAGGGACUGGUGCGGACUUCUUGCUCAAGAAGUUCAGUGAUUACGAAGAAGAAGAGAAAAAGAGGAACGUGCUAGGAUGUCGCCGCAAAGUGCUGACUUGUGAAGAUUGGUCUGCCGAUACAGUGAAGCGCUACGUGGCGGUUGCUCGGAAGUUAGAGUCGCAGCCGCAGUUGGUCCAGACAAUCUUGCAGCUGGAGUUUGAGCUGGGGCGUGAUUCGGCUCUUGAUGGAAUCACAGCCUUGCGAUCCUUGGUUGGUCUCAACUUAGAGGAGACCGACGCUGUCUUUGUUGUGAACAUCGUGGGGGUGGAGCAAAGAUGUGGAUUCCGCCGAAAAGGGUCCGUGGUUCCAAUGAGACAUUGCAAGGGUAACUUUGACAUAGCAGUGCGUCUCAAGUCCAUGUUGAUCAGGAGGGACCUGUUCAAGCACCUGGCCGGAUUGUUCAAAAGAUUUGAGUCUGAGAUCCUCAGCUUCAUGGAAGCUUCUUGGUACAAACAGUUCAUUGGGAGCCAGCAGGAAGCUGAAGGAUGUGUAGAGCAGCCUGAAGAUGACGGUGACAUGAAGGUCGAAGUGUCAGCUUUUGCUUCCAAAGGUCCCGUGAUAAGGUUUUGCACAAAGUUGGCCAAGGGGCAUUUCGAGCUCUCCUUGUGCAAGAUUACAUUGGUCAUAAGUCGUGUGGGAAUUAGGAAGGAAUCUGUGCCUGGGAAGUCCCUCAACCUGACCAAGGACGAUGCCUUGCAGAAGCAGGUGGAAGCCUGCCGUGAGAAGCAUGCGACAGACUUUCCUCCUGAGCCUCCUGUCACCCAGAAGCAGUCGAUGGUGAGACAUGAGUUCUUGGAGGUGACAACGACUGCGGAGAUCGAGUCUGAUGCCCACUACCUUGAGGAACUGAGCAGGUUUAACAUUCAAGCGACCCAGCACGAGGCUCGAGUGAUCCAAGAGUACAUGGAUGCCAGAGUGGAGUGGCUGAUUUGGCAGAAUGGUACGGACGGAAGACUUGAGCGGCUCCCUUUGCUUCGGGAAGCUUCUGCGCCGAAGGUGCUGCUGUAUGAAGCGCAAAAUGAUGGCAUGAUCGACUUCGAAGAGGAUCGAGAACCUGAUGGAGAUGUGGGAACGAUCCAGCAAACCUCCACGCCAGAGAUGAAGGACAAAAGUUGCCUCUGCAUCAUGUGCAAGGUGGACAAUUUGAAAACGAAGUCUGCCCUCGACAUCAUCCGCACCAAGAUCCCCAAGAAGGCAGCCAGCGCGAUCAUCACGCUUGACCCAGAGCAAACAGACUUGCUGUCCAGGAUCAGGCUGGCUUUGGCCUCGCACAAGGGCUUCGCAACCGCGGCGUCGACCAUGAAGCAUUUGAAGGCAAUCGAUACGUUCUUCAAUCGGUGGCCUGUGCCCCUCAUCCCAAUUGGCAACUUGAAGGUCUGCAAGGUGGCUGAGUAUGACCUCAUGUUCAGAGACGACACCACCACGGACCGGCUGCACGAGGAGUGCUUCUGCAUGCUGAGUCUGGUGUUGACCCAGGAGAUCUUGCACGUCUUCUCAGCAGGAGUUUUGGUUGCUGCGGGGAUUAGCAGCGGGCUGUCUGUCCUUGGUGGCUUGCUUGGUGGUGCCAGGGUGGUCGCAAUUUGCAGUUCCAAAAGCCAUCAAAAAUAUGUCCAGAAGAACGUGACCCAAUGGUUGAAGGAGAAGAAGCUGGUCCACAGUUGCAGCAGUGGGAACAGAAGAAAGGACGUGGUGGCCCGAGCCCAGCGCCCAAGUCAAUGGCGUCCCCGUCCAAUCGAAGCAGCCCACCCCCAACUCCGAAUGCUGGUGCCGGUGUCAGCGCAAGCGCCAAUGGAAGCAGCCCAGGCCCAACUCCGAAUGCUGGUGCUGCAAGUUCCAAUGGAGGACCAGGGAGGAGUUUGCUGGGUGCCUUUGGAAAUGUUUCGAUGUGAAGCGGCUUCUUGA